Molecule: messenger RNA, 1065 nt
Organism: Diplodia corticola
Lineage: Eukaryota; Fungi; Ascomycota; Dothideomycetes; Botryosphaeriales; Botryosphaeriaceae
Product: glycosyltransferase family 34 protein
Exons: 2
Coding region: 1-1065 (354 amino acids)
Biological process (GO): protein N-linked glycosylation
Cellular component (GO): Golgi membrane
Molecular function (GO): glycosyltransferase activity
Source: RefSeq, a predicted model, not a curated record
AUGGCCGCCCAAGGCUUCUGGGACCGCCAUGUCCAUUCGUCCUCCUCGACGCUCCGCAACAUGAUGAACAUGAAGUACCCGGUGCUCACGCUGCUCCUGGUGUGGGCGCUGCUGGCCUUUUUGAUCUUCACCACCAGGUCGACCGUGUUCCUCGGCUCCCCCAAGUCCACCACCACGACGAGCAUCUGGGAGCAAAACCCCUCACUCUGCCGCAACCCGUCGCACCCCACCCUCCGCAACGAAUCCGACUACAACACGCAGCUCUCUUCCCAAUCGCCCGUCCGCAUGGGCAAAGUCACCGUCCUCUACGGCGACGUGCACCCGACGUACGAGCGCGCGCUGCGCACGCACCAGCUGCACAACCGCAUCCACGGGCUGCGCGAGUUCGUGCUGCGCACGCAGGUCGUCGACGGCGUGUGGAACAAGCCCGCCUACAUCCUCUCCGUCCUCGUCGACGAGCUCGCCAAGCCCGACCCCGCCGCCCGGCUCGAGUGGCUGCUCUGGGUCGACGGCGACACCGUCGUGCUGAACCCGUGCGUGCCGCCGUCGCGCUUCCUGCCGCCCACCAACAACGACUUCGACAACCCCAUCAACGCCAUCGUCACGCGCGACUGGAACGGCCUCAACAACGGCAUCUUCCUGCUCCGCGUCUCGCCCUGGUCCCUCGAGCUCUUCGCCGGCAUCGUCGCGUACCGGCAGCUGCGGCCCGGCGAACCGCUCACCUUCCUCGACCAGAGCGCCAUGGAGCACCUGCUGCGCGAGGAGCGCUUCCGGGACAACGUCGCGUACGUGCCGCAGCGCUGGUUCAACGCGUACCACGCGCUGCAGAACGAGACGCUGACCCCGGCCAGCAUCCGGCGCGGGGACUUCCUCGUGCAUUUCGCGGGCAGGGGCCGGCGCAGGGAGGAGAUGGAGUUUUGGCUCGGGGUGGCGGAGAGGCACGCGCCGGAUUGGGAGUUGGACUUUUGGCGGACGGGGUAUCCCGAGGAUAUUGGGGGGUUUUGGGAGGAGUGGGGGAGGGGGAGGGGGAGGGAUGGGGGGGUGGAGUUGGAUGGGGUGGUGUGA